GGCUCUCCCAUGUCGGCAGCGGUGGUAAUGGCUGCGGCCCGAGCAGCCGCCGCUUCCCUCGCUCUCCCGCUUCGCGGUUUGAACUGAGCUGAAGUAACGGCCGCCGCCGCCGCCAUCAUGGCCAAGGACGUGUUCCUGCUGCGCUCGGCCGGGCCGCCGGGCGACAUCAAGCAGGAGCCGGAGGACGACUCGGACGCGGACGAGGAGGCGGAGGAGGCCGAGGCGAGCGUGAGGAAGGCGGGCGAGGCGCAGAUCAUCCACAGCGGCCACUUCAUGGUGUCGUCGCCUCACAGCGAGCACCCGCCCAAGAAGGGCUACGACUUCGACACGGUCAACCGGCAGACGUGCCAGACCUACUGCUUCGGGCCGCUCAGCACCUCGCACCUCUCCAUCGACGCCUCCCUCACCAAACUCUUCGAGUGCAUGACUCUGGCGUACAGUGGGAAGUUAGUUUCGCCUAAGUGGAAGAAUUUUAAAGGAUUGAAACUUCUGUGGAGAGACAAAAUCCGACUCAACAAUGCUAUAUGGCGAGCGUGGUACAUGCAAUAUGUAGAAAAACGAGACAAUCCUGUCUGUCACUUUGUUACUCCAUUAGAUGGAACUAUUGAGUUUGAGGAGCCUCGUAGACCUGAAGCGACUGCAACGGAGGGAAAGUUCUGGAAGCGAAGGAUUGAGAUUGUGAUCAGAGAGUAUCACAAGUGGCGCACAUAUUUCAAAAAACGAUUACAGAAACACAAAGACGAAGACCUUUCAAGUUUAAUUAAACUGCCUGGCUUCGACGAUGGCUGCCCCGAAGCCUGUUGCCCUUCUUUCCAGGAUGAGGACUUGGUGGCCUGGAGGGCGAAGCGCAAAGGAAAUGAAACGCCGGUUCCCAUGGAGCAGGACCAGCUCCUGGACAUGGACAUGCUGAUGUCUGAGUUCUCGGACACGCUUUUCUCAACCCUCUCCUCGCAUCAUCCUGUCGCCUGGCCGAACCCCAGGGAGAUUGCACAUGCAGGAAAUGCAGACAUGAUUCAGCCCGGGCUGAUCCCUCUUCAGCCCAACCUUGACUUCAUGGACACCUUUGAGCCUUUCCAGGAUUUCUUCCCCAUGGCCCGCUUCCCGUCUCUGGUUGGCAGCAUCUUCUCGUCUCCCACCUCUUCCGUCCCUCCCAUUACGCUAGGCACUAGCAGCUCACCGCCACAGGGCUUUCGACCACAGGCUUCGCUUACCAGCCAACAGACGUUUUUGCCCCUGUUUUCACCUGCCGUGCCGUCUCCUCAGACUCCCUCCACCCAGCCGCCGGCACAGGCUACCCAGCCCACGAUACCUCACAGCCCCCCUCUGAUCACCCAGUCCUCAUUCGCCAGCCCAGCGAGCCGCAAGUUUGGCUUCACCCCCUCCCCGUCGCCACAGGCACCGGCCGCCAGCCAAGCCGCGGCCACCACCUUCACCCAGAAACCCAAAGUCCUCGCCACGGGCAAGCAGCAGGGGGCGCCGUGCAGCUUGGCUAUGCAGCCACCGAAAAAACUCAUGCCCUUUGCUGUACCAAAGGCUGCUCCCCAUGUAGGCUCCAGCAGUCGGACCCCGAAACAGCUGCAGAAGAUCGUGCCCGCGUUAAAGUCCGAGCUCGUCCCCAUCGCUUCUGUUGCUUCUCCAGCCACCGUCCAGUCACCGAAUGCCUUCUUAGCACAGUUUUUAGCAGCAGGUUCCGGUGCUGUGCUUGUAACAUCCUCACCAUUAAAACCUGAGCUCGCCUCUGCUGUUACCCAGCCCAGUGUUGUCAUCACACCAGCUGGCAUCGCCACGGCUACCGGUGUGACUGAUUUCCAUGGCAGUAUUUUAGUUGGCCCAGCCCAACAAUCUGGUGUCAUAACCGCCUCCUCCCAAACCUCCCAGUCCGCAAAAUCCACUAUCUCGCAACUCUUUGCUUCGAACCCAAUCCCCAGCGCAGUCCAGAUCCAGUCCAAAGCUGAACAAGUCGCACCUCAGACCUCAAAUGAGCACGUUUCCUCUGCAACAGCGAGACCCCGGGAACGCCAGGCUUCCGGUCAGGGAUCGCCGGCAGUGUCAGAGCGGAUCCCCAGCCCACAGUCUCCCACCAAUAACUCUACAAACCCCAAAACUGAAGUGGUGGUAUAUAAGAGUCUAAGAAUGACGCACAUUUCAGCAGAACAGAAGAGGCGGUUUAACAUCAAAAUGGCUUUUGAUACUCUUCACAGUCUGGUAGCCACUUUGAAAUCUCAGUCAAACGCAAAGCCGAUCAGCAAUGCGGUCACACUACAGAAGACUGUGGAAUACAUAGCAAAGCUCCAGCAGGAGAGGACACAGAUGCAAGAGGAAGCCAAACGUCUCAGGGAAGAAAUUGAAGAGCUCAAUGCAUCCAUCAAUACCUGCCAACAACAGCUUCCUGCGACUGGCGUUCCUAUAACGCGGCAAAGGUUUCAUCACACGCAGGAAAUGUUUGAUGAGUACGUCAAAUCGAGAACGCUUCAGAACUGGAAGUUCUGGAUUUUCAGCAUAAUCAUCAAGCCAUUGUUUGAAUCUUUCAAUAACAUGGUCUCCACCUCCAGCCUGGAAGACUUGGGCACUACCACAAUGUCCUGGUUGGAUCAGCAUUGCUCCCUCCUAGUUCUUAGACCAAUGGUGCUCAACACACUUCGGCAACUCUCUACCACCACAUCCAUCCUGUCCGACCCCUCGCUCAUGCCGGAACAAGCCACGCAAGCCGUAAGCCAGAUCAGCAAGAACAGCGGCAACUCGUAACCGGCUGCCAUGGCAACUUUGCCCCUACCCCCGCCAUGUGUGAGCAUGUGACGGUCGGUCAGACAUUGAUUGCCCUUUGGUGGAAAAUCACCUGCGCUUUCUCUCUUCUUCCCCCCCCCCCCCC
Molecule: messenger RNA, 2869 nt
Organism: Callorhinchus milii (elephant shark)
Lineage: Eukaryota; Metazoa; Chordata; Chondrichthyes; Chimaeriformes; Callorhinchidae
Product: MLX interacting protein
Exons: 17
Coding region: 118-2745 (875 amino acids)
Biological process (GO): regulation of transcription by RNA polymerase II
Cellular component (GO): nucleus
Molecular function (GO): protein dimerization activity; DNA-binding transcription factor activity, RNA polymerase II-specific; RNA polymerase II cis-regulatory region sequence-specific DNA binding
Source: RefSeq, a predicted model, not a curated record